Manis javanica (Malayan pangolin) is the source of this 5862-nucleotide messenger RNA. It is a transcript of the gene N4BP3, whose product is annotated as NEDD4 binding protein 3. The record is from RefSeq and is a predicted model, not a curated record. NCBI's taxonomy places the organism in Eukaryota, Metazoa, Chordata, Mammalia, Pholidota, Manidae. Gene Ontology annotation, cellular component: cytoplasmic vesicle.
CAGCAAGCGCCGCGGCUCAGGAUGCAGCCGGCCGGGAGCUCUGCCCCCCGCCCGCGGCGCGGCGCCUCGGAGGGCCGGGGCCAGGCAGCCGCAGAGAGCCGGGCGGGGCUCAGGUCGGCCCGCGGUGGGCGGGGGUUGCCCCCCGUCCCCGCCCUCCACAUCCGGGGGCCCGGCCGGGCUUGGGGCUGGCCGAGCGCCGGUGAGUCAGGCCGGGUUUUUCCUCCGCCUCUGGGGCAGGCGAGUGAGCGCCGCCGAGCGCGUCCCUCCCUCGCCAAUCCGGCUCCGGCGGCCGCCCGCCCGCCCGCGUUUUCCCGGGGCCCGCCGCCCGGCCUCUCCGGCCCGGCUCGCAGUCUGAGCUGGAGCCAGCGCCUCGGAGGGAAGGCUCAAAUCCGCGCCAGGGAGCUGCUGCGCGCGAGGGGUGCGGAGCGGCGCCAGCAUGAAGCAGCUGCCCAUGCCCUGUUGAACUUCAUGGCCACAGCCCCAGGCCCUGUUGGCAUUGCCAUGGGCAGCGUGGGCAGCCUGUUGGAACGGCAGGACUUCUCCCCUGAAGAGCUUCGGGCAGCACUGGCAGGGUCUCGGAGCUCCCGCCAGCCUGAUGGGCUCCUCCGGAAGGGCUUGGGCCAGCGCGAGCUCCUCAGCUACUUGCACCUCCCCAAGAAGGAUGGCAAAACCACCAAGCGGGCCUCUCGGAAUGAGCCUGCCGACUAUGCCACCCUCUACUACCAGGAACAUCCUCGGGCAGGUGACUUCAGCAAGACCUCACUGCCAGAGCGGGGUCGCUUCGACAAGUGCCGCAUUCGCCCGUCAGUGUUCAAGCCUGUGGCAGGCACGGGGAAAGGCUUCCUGUCCGUGCAGAGCCUGGCGGCCCACAAGGGCCAGAAGCUGUGGCGCAGCAACGGCAGCCUACACACGUUAGCCUGCCACCCGCCCCUUAGCCCAGGGCCCCAGGCCAGCCAGGCACAGGCCCGUGCCCAGCUGCUACAUGCCCUCAGCCUGGACGAAGGCGGCCCCGAGCCCGAGCCCAGCCUGUCCGACUCCUCCAGCGGAGGCAGCUUUGGCCGUAGUCCCAGCACCGGCACCGGCCCCUUCAGCUCCUCACUGGGCCACAUCAACCAUCUUGGGGGCUCCCUGGACCGGGCCGCAAGGGUCCCCAAGGAGGCUGGACCACUGACUGUGCUAGGCUGCCUGCCUGAGCCACCGCCCCCCUAUGAAUUCUCCUGCCCCACCGCUGAGGAGGGGGUGGCCAUGCUGCCCAACACCUGUGAGGAGCUCAAGAUGAGCCUUGCAGAUGAGGAUGUCUCCAACCCCUUCACGCAGGUGCUGGAGGAGCGCCAGCGGUUGUGGCUGGCUGAGCUGAAGCGCCUCUACGUGGAGCGGUUGCACGAGGUAGCUCAGAAAGCCGAGCGCAGUGAGCGCAACCUGCAGCUACAGCUGUUCAUGGCCCAACAGGAGCAGCGGCGCCUGCGCAAGGAGCUGCGGGCACAGCAGGGCCUGACUCCUGAGCCCCGCUUCGCAGAGGCCGACCCCAACGCCCGACCGGAGGAGGAAACCCGAUGGGAGGUGUGCCAGAAGCAAGCAGAGAUUAGCCUCCUGAAGCAGCAGUUGCGGGAGGCCCAGGCCGAGCUGGCACAGAAGCUGGCUGAGAUCUUCAGCCUGAAGACGCAACUUCGGGGCAGCAGGGCACAAGCCCAGGCCCAGGACACAGAGCUGGCCCGGCUGCGCGAGGCUGUGCAAAGCCUCCAGGAGCAGGCCCCUCGGGAGGAAGCCGCAGGCAGCUGCGAGACCGAUGACUGCAAGAGCCGGGGACUGCUGGGGGAGGCAGGAGGCAGUGAGGCCGGAGGUGGCACCGAGCAGCUGCGGGCCGAGCUGCUGCAGGAGCGGCUCCGCGGGCAGGAGCAGGCGCUCCGCUUCGAGCAGGAGCGGCAGACGUGGCAGGAAGAGAAAGAGCGGGUGCUACGCUACCAGCGGGAGAUCCAGGGGGGCUACAUGGACAUGUACCGCCGCAACCAGGCACUGGAGCAGGAGCUGCGGGUGCUGAGGGAGCCCUCCACAGCCUGGAGUCCUCGGCUUGAGUCCUCCAAGAUCUGAGGCCAGUGGAAGGCGCCUAGAGCGAAUGCACUGUCAGAAGAGGGCUUGGACAAGCCCGCCCUGCCACGGUGGCUUCUGCCUUACAGUGGUCUGGGGCAGAGUCUGCUGAGGCCGGCCAGGGAUGGGGAGGCCCCCUGGGAGGAGGAGGUAUCCAGUGGUCCUGGUGGCUGGAUAGGGUACCAGCAGCAAGAGCCAGGGCAAAGCCCUCCUGGCAGAAGCACCCAGGCAGGGCCCAGCCCUGCUCCCAGGAGUCGGUGUGGCCCGGGGAAGGAGGCUGGGGAAUGAAGAGCCCUGGUGCAGAAGGGCAGGCUAGAUGGUGGGAGGCUGGAAUGGGAACAUUGGCCUCCCCAAGAAUAAAACCACGUUUUCUAUGAGGAGGUCAUGGGUUGAUAGGUUGGGCCUGGUGCAGGCCUGAGUCUAAAGAACCGUGAAUGGUCGGGGUUGGGGUGCUGGCCUGGGCUGUAGCUCCCUGCAUGGUCAUCGUCUGGGAGGGUGUGCCCUGGGCCUGUGCACGAACGUGCUGGGGAGUAGAGGAAUCCUUGCCCCCUCACCACACCAUUCCUUAGCUGCCAUGUGGGCUGAAAUUCUUUUCUUCAGCACCAGAGGGAUUUCUUAGAAGAAACAAUUCCAGGGAACCCAGGAGAACAAAAGGGAAAGUCAGCUAAAUAAGAUGUUGCUAGGACAUUAGACGUUCUUUUGGGGUAAAGUCUGGGCCCUGGGUGCUCAGGCCUCUGCUGGGUUUGGGGCUGGAGCAAGGCAGAUUCUGCUGGGGCACCCCAAGGCUCCGCUAGGGCCCCAACUCUCCCAGAAUGCAGCUUCCAUCUUUCUGUCUGGCUAUGGUGCACCCUCCACUCAGGGAAGGGGGUGCUUGGAAAGGUGCAGGAGAUGAGGCAGAGAAAGCUUGUGCGUAGGUCACCUGGUAAAAGAACAUUGAUAUUUCCAGAGGCAAUGGCGAGAGGGACAUGGUAUUUUUAAGGAGAGGUGAUAUGUGAUCUGAUUUGUUUUCUGGAAAGUUCUGUCCAGAGGGGAAGCAGCAGCCACUCCUACCUGUUUUCCCUGCACCAGCUCCCUUACCCUUACUCUCAGCCAAGGCUGGUCCCUGCCCCCCAGAAGCUCACUCCCACCCCUGGCCUCAGCAGUCUUGUUGCCCCUCUAGGGCUCUCUCCUGUGUGGGUGGCCUGGUGACAUCUACCCAUUCCCAGGGUGAAACUGCUUCCUCACGGGUACAUCACUGUAACUGGGCCACACAUCGAGUACAUCCUUUCUGCCAGGCACUAUUCGGCCACCAGGGGUAAAUUAGAUGUGCUUCCUGCCCCAGGGGUGCCAGCCUACAGUCUGUCCUCCCAGCCCUGCCCUUGGGGGCAGCAGCUGACAAGGUCUCUGCAGAAAUCCUGUUUGCUGCCUUUGGCAGAGCCCACACCCCACCCCAGGCCAUGCCUGGCAGCUUCUUGGGCCCCAGCAGGUAGGUCCUGGCAGUGGCAUCCCUGUGUAUGGUAAUGGAUGAGGCUGUGGAAUGUGAGCCAGUGUGCCCCACCUUUUCAGGGUGGAGAGAGGGUGUGUGACUUGUCUGCUGUGCGGAUGGUGUGUUUAGGGCUGGCUGAGUGGCAGGUGUGUGUAGAGCUGUCCUGUAGGUAGUGGGUGUGGUUGGGGAGGUGUUUGGAGUCCCUGGAUUGGAGGCCAGGGUCCCUGACCACUCCCUCUGCCCUGUUCCUUCCCAUUAGCCCUGGCCUCUUAUAGGGCUGGCCAGACUUGGAUGGAACCUGUGGCCAGGACUGACCCCUAAGCCUAAUUGAGAUCCAUCUAGGCCCGUCCCUAAGCCUUCAUGGGGAGGGAAAUGGGGGAGCACCUGAUUAGACAGGUCGGUCCCCCAAAGGCCUUGAAACCCAUUUCAUGGACCUUUCCAAACAGGUCUCUGGGUCAGUGACUCUUGACACGGCCUCCAAGAUACGGGUGCUGGGCUGAAACCUGGGUCGCUCCCUCCUUGCAGCCUGGAGCUAGUCCAGCUGGGUGCACACGUGCCCCGCAAUGGCCAGGGCCCAUCUUUCGGUGUACCAUCUCUGCAGAACAGCUCCCCACCCAGCUAUUAGAGAGCUGGGCCGGCCAGUACAGCCAGAGGGGAGUGGGUGGGCCGUACCAAAACUUGGCAGCUGUGCCAGAAACCAAGGCAGGGCCCAGAUGUAGGGGAGGGCACAAGAACUGAAGCUGAGGCGUCUCACAGGGAACCAGAUCCUUGUUAGCUCAUCCCUGCUGGGCAAACCAGUUCCUGGUCCCCAAGCCGGCUGGGUGGCUCUGGGACUGGGGAUCUCAGGUGCUACAAUGGUGGCUACUGCUUUGGGACAACCCCUCCUGACUUGUCUCCCCAGCUGCCCUGAGGCCCCCUCACCUAGCCAACUAGGCCCAGGCAGUCAGUUUUCUCCAGAAUGGAGGUGAACUGUAACUGGGCUCCCUGCGUUUGGUCCCUCCUGUUCUCAGCUCACUGUCAUACCUGCAGUUCCCUGGAACUCUUAGCUGACGGCCUGGCCUCCAAGGUCACUGACAGUGGUACCCAUUCUGAGCCCAGCAGCCUUCUGGGUCCUUAUCCUCCUGGCAGACCCUCACAGUGCCCAGAUCUUGCCUCCUCAGGGAAACCUUCCCUGAAUUCAUGCCCUGCCCUAUCUAAGUGAUCCCCACUCCCUCCGCCUACAGACCACACAGCUGUACCAGCUCUCUCUGUGCAGCUGGAAUUGUCAGUCUGCCUCUCUCUGGGCUGAGGGCAUUGCAGGGCAGGGCCAUAUCAUUCAUUCCCAGAGCCUGCUACAGCUCCAGCCCAGAAGGCACUGGGGGCUUUGAGUCAGGAGGGAGGAGAUAGCUCCCAGUUCACCAUUCAUGGGCACCUGGUCUGAACCAGGUCUGCACCAGCCAGUGGGGCUCCAGAGGCAGUCACCAUUCACUGCACAGCAAUGUGCUGAGUGCCUCCCUCAGACCUGCCCAGCACAGGUUGCAGAGGAAGACAUCUCCAGUAGUGACCAGGCCAGAGGAGGGCAGGCCUACAGACAUGGGGAUGCGAGGGGCCUCCAUGGUGGCAAGCAAGUCAGCUGAGGACGGAGAAGGCAGAGGAAGCUUGUCUGGGGUGUGAGAGUAAAUUUCUCCGAGACUAGGUGUUAGGGAACCUUUGUCGUGAGAGGGUGCAGGCCGCACAGUGAUGAUUCAGGUGGCAUAACCCACCAUCCUAAUGGGUGGGCCUUAGCCCUCUAUACGGGAUUCAGAAAAGGAAAAAUGCUAUUUUUUAGCAACAAAAAAGUAAACCAUGACCCAAGUGGUGAGUCCUGAGUACUGUGGAAGUUGGAAGGAAAGCUGGCUGGCUUUCCACUGCAGGGGUGGGGUGGGGUGGGAGGAAUUAGCAAAGCUUAGCCAAACUCUGGCCAGGUGCUCUGGGCUUUCUUCUUGACUAGGCCUGACCUCAGAAGGUGUCCUUCACUGUACAGUCCAUUUCUAACAAGAAUCCUGUUAAGUUACUUGAGCCAGAAUCCCCUGCGCUCCAUAUCUAACUGGCUCCUCGUCCUCUGCAAUCCCCAGAGGGAUGCCUGGCCUGCCUUCAGCAACAAUCCUGUGAGGUCACAGUAGCGAGAAUCCCCCUAACCCCGGAGGUUUCCUCUUAGUAAUGUUCAGCCACCGACGCCCACCCCCCACCUCUGCUGUAAAUUCUUUUCCUUGUUGUAUUUCGGAUUGACCCCACUCCUACUACAAAACUCCACUGCAGUGUCCCCCUCUAAAUAAAGUCCUCCUUACCACUUU